This is a messenger RNA of Magnolia sinica, 2490 nucleotides long. Its product is annotated as probable receptor-like protein kinase At2g42960. Gene Ontology annotation, biological process: protein phosphorylation. NCBI's taxonomy places the organism in Eukaryota, Viridiplantae, Streptophyta, Magnoliopsida, Magnoliales, Magnoliaceae. The transcript has 9 exons. The coding region runs from base 511 to 2022 and encodes 503 amino acids. The record is from RefSeq and is a predicted model, not a curated record. Gene Ontology annotation, molecular function: protein kinase activity; ATP binding.
UCUCUCUCUCUCUCUCUCUCUCUCUCUGUUUUUCUUUGUUUUCCUCCAUUACAAACCAAGCUUCUUUUCUUGCUUUCAAGGUCCUUUUCUCAUCCACAUAAAGCCACCAACCAUUUCACCAACCUUUACUUUUCUACCCAUCCAAACACUCAAGAACUGGUUCCCCUGCAUUUUCUUUCCCUGUUUCAAAGGUGGGUUUUUUUUUUUUGGAAUAUCUUGGCCCACCUCUGCUAUUUCUGUGCUUCUAGACUACUACUCUGCAAUGCUGUUUUUGGGAGUUUUGGGUUUUGGCGAGUUGGGUCAUUUGAAGAUGGCAGCCUGUUGAUCGGAGGAAAAGCUUUUCUUUUCCUUUCUAUUAUUAUUAUUGUUUUUCCUUGUGGCUUCUUUUAUUUGAUUUGGUUGGAGAGAAAAAAGAGGGUUGAAUAGCCAAAAAGAAGCUCAGAAAGUAAUGUGCAUUGUUGUUAUUAAAGGAACGCCCAGUUGGACUCAAGCGAAUUUGAUUUUACUGAAAUGGAUAUGUCAUCUUCCCUGAAUGCGGAAUUAUCGAAAAAGACGUCAUUUUUUGGCCUGAAACUGUGGGUUGUGAUUGGCAUCUGCGUUGGCGUGUUUAUUGUUUUGAUUCUAUCUCUUCUAUCCAUAUGGGCCGCCCUCCGCAGAAAAUAUAAGCGGAGCAUAGAUAAGUUUCCACUCUCUCAAAUCCCCAAUGUAUCAAAGGAGAUCAAAGUCGACAGAGUGGGAACCAGCUUCUUUUCUCACAAUGCCCUGGAUCGUGAAGGUGUUCUUCCUACACAUGAUAAAUCAUUCGAUAAGGAUUCGGAGAGGAUGGUGGUGCAUUUGGGUAUGAGCAAAUCCAGUGAUGUGGACAAUAUCAGCCAAUGCAGCUCUGCUUAUCAGCAUGAUAGAGGUGGUAGUUCACAUUCGGGCGAAGACGGGAGCUCAGGAACUUUUAACACCCACAAGCCGUCUUCUUUGUAUGGACUUGCGUCUGCUUCACCCUUGAUUGGUCUGCCUGAAUUCUCCCAUCUUGGAUGGGGUCAUUGGUUUACUUUGCGGGAUCUUGAGUUUGCAACGAAUCGUUUCUCAAAGGAGAAUGUGCUUGGGGAGGGUGGAUACGGGGUUGUUUAUAAGGGGCGGCUGAUCAACGGAACUGAGGUGGCAGUCAAAAAGCUCCUCAACAAUCUAGGGCAAGCAGAGAAGGAGUUUAGAGUGGAAGUGGAAGCUAUAGGCCAUGUCCGACACAAGAAUCUGGUGCGGCUUUUGGGUUAUUGUGUAGAAGGAGUUCAUAGGAUGCUGGUUUAUGAGUAUGUGAACAAUGGCAAUUUAGAGCAAUGGCUUCAUGGAGCUAUGCGUCAAUACGGCAUCCUUACUUGGGAGGCUCGCAUGAAGGUUAUCCUAGGAACUGCGAAGGCUCUUGCUUAUUUGCAUGAAGCAAUAGAACCGAAAGUCGUUCACCGAGACAUCAAGUCAAGCAACAUUUUGAUUGAUAUGGAAUUCAAUAGCAAGGUUUCUGACUUUGGUUUGGCAAAGCUCUUGGGUUCAGAGAAAAGCCAUAUCACAACACGAGUAAUGGGCACGUUUGGGUAUGUAGCACCCGAAUAUGCAAAUACGGGAUUGUUAAAUGAGAAGAGUGACAUUUACAGUUUUGGCGUCCUCUUGCUAGAAGCAGUUACUGGCAGAGAUCCCGUCGACUAUGGUCGACCAGCGAAUGAGGUGAAUCUUGUUGAGUGGCUUAAAGUGAUGGUGGGGAGUAGAAGAGCAGAGGAAGUCGUGGAUCCAAACCUGGAAAUUAAACCAACAACCCGAGUUCUAAAACGUGCCCUUCUAAUCGCAUUGAGAUGUGUCGAUCCUGAGGCAGACAAAAGACCCAAGAUGGGUCAGGUUGUUCGAAUGCUCGAAGCUGACGAAAUCCCAUUCCGUGAGGAUAGGAGGAAAAGGAGAAGUCAUACAGGUAGCAUGGAAAUCGAGUCUCUGAGGGGAGGUUCCGUGGACAUGGAUGUGAAAGUAGAGCAAUCAGAGAGUUAAACAUCGUCAAGGCAUCAUGGAUAUCAGGCUGACAACACAACAAAUGCAUGUCUCUUUCAUUCCAAACAGAUUGAAGUGUUUCCCAUUGAAUCUUUCCGAGGUCAGAUUACAAAUUCACAACUGAACAAAUGCUCCCUUGCUCGAAAUGGGUUGAAAUGAGGAUUUCCCUCAUGGGUUUUUUGGAUUUGAUGCUGUUGUUUCAACAUUGCUCGAUGUAAGGCCUAAUAAUCUUUAGGCGAAGAUAGAAGCCCAAAUCCUGGAAAUUCCUUCAAUUCCCAAAAACUGCAUUUUGCUGUACAGAUUUGUUUGAGGAUUUAGUUGGGCAUCUUCUGCCUUGAAUACAUGAUUUUCUUUCGUCUUUUCCUUCACUGUUCUUGAGCUGGACGACUCUCAUUUAAUCUCACUUUUUUUUAACCCAUACCUGUAUUGGUUAUUAUAGAAUUUCAUCAUUUUUAACCCCUUCUUCUU